GAAGUAUUUUGGGAAUUGGAUUGGGAUUGGGAUUUGGGAGACCUUUUCUGAGUCCGAGUCCGAGUCCUACCUCCACGUGCCAAGGAGGGUUGCAUGGGCAAAUCCGGGCGUCUUGUUGUGUUACAAGUUGGCAUUAUAUCCGUCAUGUUAUUGGGCGUCUCUCUGUGUGUGCAUGGCAUGGCCUCUUCGGUGCCGACGUACGUGGUCUUGCCGGCUCCUACGGCUACGGAUAACAGAGAGGAAACCAGGCUCGGGUCAAGAUUGACGCCGGGUUCUUGGGAGUCCUGUUCUGGGAGGAUUUGGACCCUCGUCUGCUCUAGUGGCAAAUGAUACUGUUACCGGGAGUGGCGGAUGAUUAGGAACGAGAGGAGAGAUGAUAAAUGAGAGGGGGAUUGAAAGGGAAAAAGGACACGGAAAAGGGUGCGAGUCUGCGUGUAAAAGUUGAGUAGACGGAUAUCAUCUCAACUGCAGGCAGGCUGUGGACAAGCAUUGAAAUAUGCAUUCAAUUACCAACCCCCAAAUUAUUGCAGACAAAUCACCAGAAAAGGCAGAACUAACAAAAGCAAGUUUCGAUACCAGUUAGCUAAGUAACAAGGCAAAGAGUCUGGUCCUUUUGUCUGCAGUACAAUCCGUCACUCAAGACUUGAAUUGACUUUACCAGCUCAAGAUCAUAGACAGGUCUGGACUCGAUCUGCCGCUAUUCGAUUCCGGGCUAGACAUGAAUGAUCCAACUCACGACCCAAAGACUGUCAACAGCGCCUGGACCAACACAUGAUGAUACCGUUGUUAAUUAGGCAUCUCGUUGUCCAACGUUAUGCUUCUGAGGUGUGAACCUUGUUUCGAUCUACCACGGCCGCCAUGUCCGUGCGGACGGGACGAGAGAGGUUGGCUAAAUCCUAUUAAAAGCCAUCUUUGAGGUUUAUGUUUUUUAUGACGUAUCUCGAAUUGGAGUGUCUAAAGAUGAAGAUAUUUCGUUAUUCAAAACAGAAUCAGUAAAUGAUGAAUUGAACAUCAU
Fusarium oxysporum Fo47 is the source of this 1015-nucleotide messenger RNA. RefSeq lists its product as uncharacterized. The record is from RefSeq and is a predicted model, not a curated record. The transcript has a single exon. Bases 94 to 330 code for a protein of 78 amino acids. NCBI's taxonomy places the organism in Eukaryota, Fungi, Ascomycota, Sordariomycetes, Hypocreales, Nectriaceae.